Ascochyta rabiei is the source of this 4872-nucleotide messenger RNA. RefSeq names its product Non-specific serine/threonine protein kinase. The record is from RefSeq and is a predicted model, not a curated record. The coding region runs from base 1 to 4872 and encodes 1623 amino acids. Gene Ontology annotation, biological process: DNA damage checkpoint signaling; regulation of translational initiation by eIF2 alpha phosphorylation. Lineage: Eukaryota; Fungi; Ascomycota; Dothideomycetes; Pleosporales; Didymellaceae. The transcript is spliced from 2 exons. Gene Ontology annotation, molecular function: protein binding; ATP binding; eukaryotic translation initiation factor 2alpha kinase activity.
AUGGCACCGCACAGGACACCACGGAACAAAAAGCAGCAGAAUGUAUUCUUCCCAAAUGGAACAAACGGCGCCGGACCAAAAAGCCCCACUCAGGAGACGUUGCCCAUGCGCCCUGCACUGGUCUCUCAACCCUCAGAGACCUAUGAGGCAGCACAGGAAGAUGAACGAGAGGUUCUGAAGGCCAUCUUUAUGGACGACUAUGAAGAGUCAGAAGCCAAGGGAGCAUGGAGCAAAACCACAGAUCGUGUGCUACGUCUGAAACUGAAAUCAUUUUCCAACGAAACCAUAUCUGUCACCUUGUGUGCUGGGCUUACAGCUACCUACCCAAAAACACUUCCAGCACUUAGUCUAGAAGGAACAUCUAAACUGCGAAAAUGCACGGAAGCAAGAUUACAGCGCAUUCUGAAAACCAAACCUGCCGAGUUGAUUGGAGAGGUCAUGAUCCACGAGAUUGCAACAGAGAUUCAGGACGUGCUAGAAGACGAAGUAGCGGUGCGAGAGACUGAUGGUACUUUCGAGAACCUGGGAGCAGAGCGUGCCGUGCAGGAAGCUGCAGCUGUCGAGCUUGCCAAGCAACACGAGGAAGAUCUACAGAAGAAGAAAGACGAGGAGAAGGCGGAAGAAGAGCGCAUCCUACAACAAAUGGUCAGUGACGAGAUGAAACGCAAGGAUCUUAUGGCGAAGCGCAAGAGCAACAGGUCAUCGGUCAUAACGCCAACAUCGUACUUCCAAACGGCUAACAGCGCCAACUACGUGUCUUUCGAUAGGAUCAUACCAUUACAGCUGGAAGACGCCAUUGUCGAAUGCAGCGCUGUCGAAGGCAUGCUGCCCUUCCGUAAAGGUCCCGUCACUGAGGAGCUCUUGGUCAAGCCGAUAGGCAACACAGCAAACAUCACAUUAGUUCUUAAGCGUGUGCGGAUUGGAGACAAGGACGCCGUUGCUAUGCCGCAUUUGAAGAAAGCCAUCAUGGAAUUUGAAGCGGAGAUAGAAGAGGUCAAGCGCUUACGGCAAUCUGUUAUCUUGAGCGUAUUUGACUUCAAGAUCGAGCAUCUGCCUGAAUCGGGUUGGGAGAUCAACAUACUUAUGGAGCAUGCCAACAAAGGAUCUCUGGGUGAGAAAAUAGAAGACGAUGGUCAGAUUUUAAUUUCCAAAGUUCGGUCCUGGACGAUUGAACUUCUGGAGGCAUUGGACUUUCUCCAUCGCAAUGGCAUCGUGCACAAGCGGGUAUUCCCGAACAACAUUCUUCUCACUAAGUCUUCAGAUGGAAACGUCUCUGUCAAAUUGGCGGACGUCGCAUUCCAGCAGAGCUUACACCACCUCAAAGACUUGUACCGUGGCGAACAAGCCUUCACAUCCUCAUGGUCGGCUUUCUGGGUUGCAGCUGAGCUUGGAAAAGAUGCCAAACGGACAAGAAAGACAGAUGUGUGGGAUCUUGGGGUUGUCUUCCUCCAGAUGCUGUUCGGUCUAGAUGUACCUCUUAAGUACAACUCACCCAAAGAUUUAUCAGAAGCACUUGGCUGCUCUGAGCCUCUUCAAGAAAUGAUGCGAAAGUUUUUCAAACCGGACCCACGGAAGCGCCCCUCGGCAUUCGACCUCAUACCAUGCGAAUUCUUACGAAACGACGUACCCGUGUACGAACGACCUCCGACACCGAUGCGUUCGCGACAUUCCUCUUCUUCUCUCAGUCAUUACAGGCUUCGCCGCGAGUCGUCUGCUGGUGCUGGAGUGUCCUAUUCCCGCUAUGCAGAAGAUUGGGUCGAGCAGGGACGUUUAGGCAAGGGGGGGUAUGGUGAGGUUGUCAAGGCGCGUAACAAACUAGACAAUCGUGUUUACGCCAUCAAGAAGAUCAAACAGAAGUCAGCAUCGGCGCUGACUGAAGUUUUGUCGGAGGUCAUGCUGUUGUCGCGGCUCAAUCACCCAUGUGUUGUCCGUUAUUACACGGCAUGGCCUGAGGAAGACAGUGGUAGCAAUCCAGAUCUGUCCGACGACGAUUCGGCAUUCGACUCGGACGACUCGGCCUCUCACUCCGAUGUCUCCCCUGGCGGGACACGCAGCGUUACCUACAGUCGGAGCACAGGAGGAUUAGAUUUUAUUAGCUCCAACGGGUAUAAGAUUGAAUUUGGCUCUGAUGUCGGUUCGGACGAAGACGACGAUGGGGCUGUUGUUUUUGGGUCUGACUCUGAAGACGGAACAGGCACUGCAAGUGCUGGUCCGCUUUCGCCCAUGGUUCGGAAACGAACCGCGUCUGGCACAUUCGCCGCUCGGUCGACAAGAUCCAUUCUGUACAUCCAAAUGGAGUUCUGUGAAAAGCAAACCCUUCGUGACCUUAUCCGCAAGGGAUUGUAUGAUGAUCCAGAAGAAUAUUGGCGACUUUUCCGACAGAUUUUGGAAGGGCUUGCUCAUAUACACGGUCAUACUAUCAUUCAUCGCGACCUCAAACCGGACAACAUCUUCAUCGACAUGGCCAAAGUACCCAAAAUUGGAGACUUCGGUCUGGCUACGAGCGGCCAGUACCAGAAAACUGACAGCAAAGUGUCCAAUGGCAAUCAGGACGGUGGUGGCGACAUGACACGUAGCGUCGGUACUGCACUUUACGUGGCUCCAGAGCUCAGCUCUACAGUGGCGGGCACCUAUAACGAGAAGGUCGAUAUGUACUCCAUGGGUAUCAUCUUCUUUGAGAUGUGCUAUCCGCUAGGCACGGCUAUGGAGCGAGACAAAGAGAUUCGAAUUUUGCGCGAGCGCAAGCAUGCUCUCCCCUCUGAAUUUGAAACCCCACAAAAGUCACUCCAAGGUAGCAUCAUCAGGUCUUUAAUCAGUCAUCGACCGUCUGAGCGCCCCAGCUGCGCCGAGCUGCUCAGGACUGGCAAGGUCCCUGUACAGAUGGAGGACGAGGCUGUCAAAGAAGCUCUCAAGGCUCUGUCGGAUCGCAACUCUCCCCAUUAUGCAAAGAUGAUGACUGCUCUGUUCUCGCAGAAGCCGGACACUCAGGCAAAAGACUACACUUGGGACAUGGGCGCUACCGCGCAGACCAUCAAAGCAAAUGACGUUCUUCUGCAGAACCUAGUCAAAGACCGGCUGGCAAUGGUAUUCAGAAGUCACGGUGCUGUGGAAGUUCAGCGUCAGCUACUACUGCCAUGGUCUGAUCACUACACCGAUAACAACGUUGUCAAGCUCUUUGAUCCCUCGGGCACAUUGGUACAAUUGCCUUACGACCUCAUAUUACCCCAUGCCCGUAGCAUCGGCAGAGGUGCUCCGUUUUUGGAGAAGACGUUUACUAUUGGUCAAGUGUAUCGCGACAAUUAUACUGGCGGUGCACCCAUGAGUAGCGGCGAGGCCGAUUUCGAUAUCCUUUCGUACGAUACGCUGGAUCUAGCUUUGAAGGAGGCCCAGGUUCUGAAGGUGGUCGACGAGGUCAUCGAUGAGUUCCCUUCGUUGCGGUCGACUCAGAUGUGCUUUCACAUCAAUCAUUCCAAUUUACUGGAGAUCAUCAUGGAUUUCUGCAGGAUUAGUGUACCUCAACGUCCAGCAGUGAAAGCCGUACUUAGUAAACUGAAUAUUGGCAAGAACAAUUGGCAGACGAUUCGCAAUGAGCUGCGUUCCUCGGAUAUCGGCAUAUCUUCUACAUCGCUAGAUGAUCUUGCUCGCUUCGACUGGAGGGACACACCGGAAAAGGCCUUCUCGAAAUUACGGCGCAUAUUUGAAGGCACUAAGCAUCACGAUCGGACACAUGCCAUCUUCGGUCAUCUCAGCUCUGUAGUAAACUAUAUGAAGCUGUGGAAUGUAAAGCGGAAAGUGUACCUAAGUGCGCUCAGCAGCUUCAAUGAAAAGUUCUACACCGGUGGCAUUCUCUUCCAAUGCCUCUUCGACACCAAACAGCGAUUAGUCCUCGCUGCAGGCGGUCGUUAUGAUAAACUCAUCGAAGAGUACCGGCCUAAAGGACCUGGACACAAUCAAACCAGCAUCGGCUAUCAUGCAGUUGGCGUUAACCUUGGAUGGGACAGACUUGUCAGUUCAAUGACACGCUAUUUGAAGAAGCCCGAGAAGUCGGCCUUCCUCAAAAAACAUCUAGAAGAAGAUACUCCGGCCGUCUCGUGGAUGCCUCGCCGCUGUGACUGCCUCAUUGCCAGUUUCGACCCAUCCGUCCUACGUUCAGCCGGUGUGAAAAUGGUAUCCGACCUCAUUGCACACGGCUAUACGGCCGAACUCUCUAUCGAUGCUCACUCUAUCGAAGAUGUCUUACGGCACUACCGCGAUGACCGCCAUAGCUGGGUGAUCAUCAUCAAGCACGGCGUUGCUCCCGACAAACCCGACCUCAAAGUAAAAUCCAUCGCCAAGAAAGAAGACGCCGAUCUGCGCUCCGCCGACUUACUCAACUACCUUCGCAACGAACUCCGCGAUCGUGAAUCCCGCGAAGGCAGCGCCGCUCAACGCCUUACCAAAGCUGCACCUGCACCGUCUUCUUCGCCUUCUACAUCCACUCGCGCGAACGUCGAUGUUCUGAUUUCCCACCACAGAUCUAAGAAAAGCAACAAAUGGUCCAUUGUAGAAGCCGCACAGUCCCGCUCCCACGAACUCCUCGAUUCCUUUCAAGAGGCGCCUAUCGCGGCUAUUGAAACUAAAGAAGAGGUCAUGAACUCCAUCAGAGAGACGAGACUCAGCGAUCCGGAUAGUUGGCGCCAGGCGAUCCAGAAGCUGCCGAUCGUGGAGAGGAAAUAUCUGCAGGAGUUGCAUGAUCUGUUGUUAGGGUACCGCGCGAAGUGGAGAGAGGUUAGGGGUGAAGAGGGUGGGAAGGGCAGUGGAGUGGGCGAUGGAAAAGCGUUCGUAUACAACUUCAGGACGGGAGGUUGCUUACUGUAUGACCUUGAUAAUUGA